UUUUGUUAAUUUGUACUUAGAUUUAGAAAUGGGAAGCGAAGAUUUAUCUAUUUUAGAACUGAAUAUGAAUGAUUUCCUACCGGUACCUGAUAAAUCAUCCGAAGGCAAGACCCUAGAAUGUUUUUUCACGAGAGAGAGGACCCUUAAACUUUUACAGUUAUAUAAAGUAAACAGGAAAAAGCUUGGCUCAUAUGAAGUCAAAAAUAUGAAGAAACUGUGGGAAAUAAUAGCACAUGAUCUUUCUACUGAAUAUAAAAUAACAAUUCCAGCAAAUAAGUGUGAAAAUAAAUUUAAAGUGUUAGAAAGAAAUUACAAAAAGGUUAUUGAAAACAACAACAAAACAGGCAGGGGCAGGAAGUUGUUUGAAUAUGAGCAAGACAUGGAUGAGAUCUUUGAGAAAAAGAAGAAUAUCAAUCCAGUCAUAUUGCUAUCCAGUUCGUCCACCUAAAAUCCAAACAGAAAGCUCUGUACAUAUCGAAUUAUCUAUUCCAGAAAUUAUUGAUACUCAACCUUCUUGUUCGUACAAUACUCUAACCAAAGAUAAUCCCCUCGGAGAAACAGCAAGUACAUCCUCUAAGACAUCUUUAAAAAGGAAGAGACAUAGCCCUAUGUAUGUCAAAAGAAACGAUAUACUUUUAGAAUUAAAAAAUGAUCUGAAAGUAUUUUAUGAAAAAAGGACCAGAGGGCCCAAGAGAAGUUAGAGAUUGAGAGAAGAAAACUGUCUGAUACGGAAAAAAGAACAUCAAUU
Acanthoscelides obtectus is the source of this 748-nucleotide messenger RNA. Lineage: Eukaryota; Metazoa; Arthropoda; Insecta; Coleoptera; Chrysomelidae. The record is from the annotation of a GenBank genome assembly.